Messenger RNA from Podarcis muralis (Common wall lizard), 1404 nucleotides. RefSeq names its product lymphocyte antigen 6E-like. NCBI's taxonomy places the organism in Eukaryota, Metazoa, Chordata, Lepidosauria, Squamata, Lacertidae. The record is from RefSeq and is a predicted model, not a curated record. Gene Ontology annotation, molecular function: acetylcholine receptor inhibitor activity. Gene Ontology annotation, cellular component: plasma membrane.
GGAGCAACGACAAUGAAGAAGGCGUCUUAUCUUCUCUCCUUGUUGGGUGCGGUGAUCGUCUGCACACAGAUAGCUGAUUCGAUUAUUUGUUUCACUUGCGAAAGACAGCCCACGAAUUGGAAGUGCCUGCAAAUGACUAUUUGCCCUGACAAUGAAAAUGCAUGUCUAACCAUGAGGGAUGUUGACGAAACAGGUGACAGUGCCAAGGUUCUCAUCACCAAGAAGUGUGGCCAGGCAUGUCCCACCGAAAGCAAUAAUUCAAGCAGCGCACCCAAGUCUGUCUUCUGCUGCAAGCACAACUGGUGCAACUUGUGGCCCCCCAAAUAAAAAGUGUCUGGUCCACGCAGAGUGGAAGGGCCAGUCUGGAAUGCCCUUGAAGUAAGCUGCUAUCUCUGGGCUCAGCUAUUGUGUUCUGCAAAGAAAGUUUAAUGAUUCCUUUUGGCUACAUUUUGACCCUGCAACACCAGGCAAGCAUUGGCCCUCUCCAGGCACCCUGUUCAGCCUGCAUUCAAUUUUUUUCUUCACAUGAAUGGUUCCGCAUUUUUUAAGCAAAAGAAAUGAAAGAAGAAAAAUAAAAUAGCAUAUUCCUGCAACAAUUGUUAGCAAUUUCUUAACCUACUGCAACGAGUUUCAAAUUUUGUUUUAUUUGUCCAUGCAAAGUCUAUGUCAGGGUCUUCGGCUGUUGCUGGACUACAAUUCCCAUCAUCCCUGACCACUGGUCCUGCUAGCUAGGGAUGAUGGGAGUUGUAGUCCGGAAACAGCUGGACACCCAAGCUUGGGAAACCCUGGUCUAUGUCUGUAAGCGACCUGCUCUUAAGUGGCAAGUCGUCAAUCCAUUGAAUAAGUGGAGCCAUAUAUUGUGGAUUCAUGAUGGUUUGUACUCAGCGAUGGUACCUGGCAAGGGGGUUAUACAUUGUUAUAGGAAUUCUAAGGCCUUAAAUGCAGAGUAAAUGUUGAUAAUUGCACAAGGUAAACACACAUACAUAAGUAUAUAAACCACAUGUCUAAAAUAGUAUAGGAGAGCAAUCCGAAAACCAUCUUGGCGCUCAGUAUUUCCUCUUCCUCCUUAAUCCCCCUGGCCUGAGAGCAGGUAGGCAGAGAGCAAUCAGGGGAAGUCCCUGAAGGAAAUUCUCUCCUAUAUCUAUGAACCUCCUUGGUAUUAAUUGUCAUUGUUUGCCCAGAUGCUCUGCAUUGAGGGAUGUCUGACGGGCAUCCCGAUUGUCUUAUCAAAUGUCAAUGUUUUGUGUAAACUGUGUUUGGAACAAUGUAAAACUUGCUAAAUCCUCAGGAAUAUCACGCCUUGGCUUGCCUGAGUCACAGUAACCCCACCUUCUGUGUGAUGUAAUUUUUGACUGUUUGUAGAGGGGCUGUGCUUCUACUCCACUUCCAAAAUGCAAAACCCUU